UUAAAAACGUAAACAAACGUUCAAUCGGCAAAGUUAAUUGAAUUUCUUGUGUUUUUCCGUAUUUUUUGUCUAAAAAAUCACUUAAAAAUGGGUCGUGAUAGCAGAGAUCGCGAUAACAAAAAAGACAAGAAACGCUCCAGGAGUCGUUCGAGGUCAAAUGAUCGCAAAAAACGCCGUGAAGAGAAGCGUAAAGACCGUCACAGAUCCCGUACGCCCGAAGAAAAGCCUCGACGUCGCAGAUUUGAGUCGCCCAGCAAAUACGAGAAACGCGAAACAAGUUCUUCCAGCAGCAAACCUGAACCAACGAAGCGCGAAACAACCUUUGAUAUUCCAGUUCCGGGCACCGUUGACAAAGAUGAGGCGCAAAAACAGCUGGAAGCGGAAAUGCAAAAGCGUCGUGAACGCAUUGAGCGAUGGCGUGCGGAGAGAAAACGCAAAGAGCUGGAAAUGGGAAAGAAAGAUCGCGUAUUGGCAAGUGUAAUCCCGGCGCCAACAGGAAAAAUUUGGUCAUUGGAUGACGAGGAAUCGGAUGAUGAUGUCAUUGAAGUAAAGCCUGAUACUCCUGUAUCGAAAUUUAGUUCAUCAUCGGGAACGCCGCCAUUACCAACGAUCACGGAAAAGAUGGAAACGGAUGAAAAUUCGCCUGCACCGCCGCCAAAAACGAUCGAUGUUGAUGACGAAGACACUGAAAGCAGUGAAAAAGACAAAAAAUCACAAGAAGACGAUGACGAAGAUGACAUUGAUCCGUUGGAUGCUUACAUGAAACAAGUACAAGACGAAGUGCGAUCGCUGAAAAAUUUAGAUGAAAAGCCCAAAUCCAACAAAGGAGGUUUAACAAUUGUCACGGGAGUCGCAAAAAAGACCGAAACCAACGCCAAUGGCAAAGAAACAUCCAAAAAGAAGGGAGAACUGUUGGAACAAAAUCAAGACGGUCUCGAAUACUCGAGCGAAGAAGAAAUGGAAGACAUCAAAGACACCGCUGCGAAUCUCGCGAACAAACAAAAGAAAGAACUGGCAAAAGUAGAUCAUUCCGCGAUGACUUACAACACAUUCCGUAAGGAAUUUUACAAAGAAGUACCCGAAAUUGCCCAAAUGACGCCCGAAGAAGUCGACCAAUAUCGCUGCGACAUGGAAGGAAUUCAAGUAAAAGGCAAAGGAUGUCCCAAACCGAUCAAAACUUGGGCGCAAUGUGGCAUUUCGAAGAAAGAAUUGGAAGUUUUGAAGAAGAUGAAGUUCGAAAAACCGACUCCCAUUCAAGCACAAGCCAUUCCCGCGGUGAUGUCAGGACGAGAUCUCAUUGGAAUCGCCAAAACGGGCAGCGGAAAGACUUUGGCGUUCAUUCUGCCGAUGUUUCGUCACAUUUUGGAUCAACCUCCAUUGGAGGAAGGAGAUGGCCCGAUAGCGAUUAUCUUGACUCCGACACGAGAACUUUGCAUGCAAAUCGGAAAAGACAUUCGAAAGUUCUCAAAAUCCCUUCAACUGCAUGCUGUUUGCGUUUAUGGCGGCACAGGGAUCUCCGAACAAAUCGCAGAGCUCAAAAGAGGUGCUGAAAUAAUCGUUUGCACGCCGGGACGCAUGAUAGAUAUGUUGGCAGCGAAUUCAGGAAGAGUCACGAAUUUGCGACGCGUGACAUAUAUCGUGCUGGAUGAAGCUGAUCGGAUGUUCGAUAUGGGAUUUGAACCGCAAGUCAUGCGAAUUGUCGAUAAUGUGAGACCUGAUCGACAAACUGUGUUAUUUAGUGCUACUUUUCCGCGGCAAAUGGAAGCUUUGGCACGAAGAAUUUUGAAAAAACCUAUUGAAAUUAUCGUUGGAGGUCGUUCUGUGGUAUGUAAAGAGGUUGAGCAGCACGUUUGUGUGUUGGAAGACGAUGCAAAGUUCUUUAAGCUGUUGGAGCUUUUGGGACAGUAUCAGGAACACGGAAGUAUCAUCGUUUUCGUGGACAAACAAGAAAACGCGGAUAUCCUGUUGAAAGACCUCAUGAAAGCUUCGUAUCCGUGCAUGUGUCUCCAUGGCGGAAUCGAUCAAUUUGAUCGUGAUUCAACGAUUCUCGACUUCAAAAGUGGCAAAUGUAAGCUUUUGAUAGCAACUUCCGUCGCAGCUCGCGGUUUGGAUGUCAAACAACUCAUCUUAGUCGUCAAUUAUGAUUGUCCGAACCAUUAUGAGGAUUAUGUACAUCGCGUGGGAAGAACAGGACGCGCCGGAAACAAAGGCUGCGCAUGGACUUUUGUGAAUCACGAACAAGGAAGAUACGCUGGCGAGAUUAUACGUGCCUUGGAGUUGUCAAAUGUCGAAGUCCCCGAAGAUUUGAAGAAUUUGUUCGAAGAAUAUAAAGCAGCUCAAGAGGCAAGCGGCAAAAAAGUUCAUACCGGAGGCGGUUUCAGCGGCAAAGGCUUCAAAUUCGACGAACAAGAGGCUGCAAUCGCAAAUGAGAAGAAGAAACUUCAAAAAGCGGCACUCGGAUUGCAAGAUUCUGACGACGAGGAUGACUUGGAGAACGACAUUGAUCAAACGAUUGAGUCGAUGUUCGCCACGAAACGCAUUGUGAAGGAAGUUGAAGCGCCAAUUAUCACGACAAAUGUUCCUGUGACAACUUCAAGUACAACAACGAAUGCUGAAAAACUGGAAUUAGCGAAGAAAUUGGCAUCGCGCAUUAAUAUGGCGAAGAAUUUGGGCACAGAAUCGAAAGGCGCCACACAACAAGCUGCCGAAGCAAUUCUCAAGGGAUCGCAUCCACUGAUAACAGCAAAGACUGUCGCAGAGCAACUCGCUGCUAAAUUGAAUACAAAACUCAAUUAUCAACCGAAAGACGACGAGGACAAUCCCGAACAGUCGGAGCAAGUUUUCCGCAAAUACGAGGAAGAGCUUGAAAUUAACGAUUUUCCGCAACAAGCUCGAUGGAAAGUCACUUCCAAAGAAGCUCUUGCCCAAAUUUCCGAAUAUUCGGAGGCUGGGUUGACUGUUCGAGGUACUUAUGUUCCGCCAGGCAAGCCUGUGCCUGAGGGCGAACGAAAAUUAUAUCUCGCCAUCGAGAGUUGCAGUGAGUUGGCGGUGUCGAAAGCGAAACGGGAGAUUACUCGACUCAUCAAGGACGAAUUGUUGAAGAUGCAGGCGACGUCACAUCAUCUCAUUAACAAAGCACGUUACAAAGUCUUGUAAAUUUCCCUUUUUUAUUGUAAAAAAUGCAACAAUUCUCUAUUAAAAAUGACGAAAACUUCUA
Messenger RNA from Culicoides brevitarsis, 3217 nucleotides. RefSeq names its product probable ATP-dependent RNA helicase DDX46 (gene Prp5). The record is from RefSeq and is a predicted model, not a curated record. Gene Ontology annotation, molecular function: RNA binding; ATP binding; RNA helicase activity. The transcript is spliced from 2 exons. Lineage: Eukaryota; Metazoa; Arthropoda; Insecta; Diptera; Ceratopogonidae. Bases 88 to 3156 code for a protein of 1022 amino acids.